This is a messenger RNA of Macrobrachium nipponense, 7939 nucleotides long. RefSeq lists its product as uncharacterized. NCBI's taxonomy places the organism in Eukaryota, Metazoa, Arthropoda, Malacostraca, Decapoda, Palaemonidae. Bases 2 to 7267 code for a protein of 2421 amino acids. The transcript is spliced from 12 exons. The record is from RefSeq and is a predicted model, not a curated record.
CAUGUCAAGUAGUAAGGAAGAUCUGAAAGGGUUACCAGAGAUCUAUCUCAGCCCAUCUCGUUCAAGCAUUUCCAGUGGACAUGGAGGUCUUCUUCCAAGUGAUUCAGAACUUAAUGUUUUGGAUGACAUAGACAGUGAGGUUUGGACUACCCUGGUUCCUGAAAUGACAGCCACAGAUGGAAUACAGUUAUCUGCUGUUAGUUCAGUGGGAGACUCACCUGAAUUGAGCCUUGGUCAAAGAGAAGAAAUUGAAGGUGUUUCAUCCAUAGACUCUCCUUUGAACUCAAAUAACUUUUCAUCUAAUAGAUCUCAGACAUUUUAUCUCCCAAGAGAACCUGAAGGCAGUAGGACAUUCAAUAGUACUGCUGAUCCUUUUCAGAAUAUAGACACUACUUCAAAUAGACAAAAUGCCAUGGAAGUAAACAGUGAUGGUCAUUGGAAGCAUCAGAGAGGAGAGACACCUGGAUCAGAUUGCCCUCCCAUUGUUGGAAUUGGAGCUCUGUCAAGAGUCUUCAGACAGCCAUUAGAUCUAAAUAUCAACAAUGCGCUGUCUUCCAAAAAUGAAUUAAUAUUUUCACCUGGGGGAGAUGAAGGUUUUAUGGUGCCUGGUGGUGUUUGUGCAUAUUAUGGAACAGGUAGUGGCUCUGAUACAGAUUUGCUUGAUUGGAAUUCUGCUGAUGAUGGGGCAGCUCAAGCUCUUAGCCCAUCCCGAGAUGUUGAAGGUGCUGAUAAUACUACAGCUAGAGCACAAUUGUAUGCAGGCAACACACUUCCAACUAGGACAGGUUUAGAGAACAUGGAGAGAAAUUCCCCAGCAGGAUUAAGUACCCCUGAUGCUGAAGUUGAUCUUCGGUAUAGAGCUGGUGGGAGGAGGGUCAUUGCAAGCCAAACUAAAACUAAAAGUAAUAUUCGUCCACCUGUUGUGGGUCAGAGUGAAGAGAAUGCUCUAACUGCUACUCGUAAAGAUUUAGGUUCAACAGAUGGAGAAGAGUCUGAGGAUGAUGGUGGACAAAAAAGAUUAACAUUGUUGAGAGAGAAUAUACUUUCUGAUAUUCAGCUUAGUUCAUUAGGAAGUCAAUCAGAAAAUACAGAUAGUGUAAAUACAGUGCUAGAUAUGAGUCGUGGAGAAGUGCAGGGUUGUGAAACUGAUGAUACUGCUGAUACACUCCUUUUAUCACCAUCACAGGUAUUAGAGACAGGCAAUUUACAACAUAAUCCAAAACCUACUUUUGUUGUUGGUGGUUUAAUUGCCCCUAGGGCUAAAUAUAAAGUGUUUCAGAAUACUAUCCGUGGUAGAAUGCUGGAUAUGAUGGCAUCGCUAGAGCUUGAACCAAAUCUAGAGGCAAAGGUUUUUGUUGACCGUGAUCAUUUCCUAAGUCAGCCACCAUUGGGCCCACAGGUAUCAACAGUCAGUGAACAAGAAACUUCUUUAGCUUCCAUGGUAUCUGUUGAAUCGACCAACCAUCCAGAGUCUUCUGACAGAGUAACGUCUCCUUCAGUUCUGUCUGUGUCAAGUGCAGCAUCGAGUAAACGACUAGAGUGGGAUUCUGGAGCAGAUGUUGGUUAUGCUGGUAAUACACCUGAGCAAAUUACAUCUUCAUUGAGUACAUUAGAGAGAAUUGCACUUGGCAGUUAUGCUUCUGUACUAAGGACAGAACCAGAAGGAACAACUCAUGUUGCAGAUAAACAGAAACCAACCAGAAAGAGUGCAAAAGGUAUUAGCGUAAAGUCUGCAGGAACUGGUAGCCAUAACAAGCGAUCAAAUCAGGAAAAAACCACUACAUCAUCAAUUUGUAAGCCUCAUAGAGGACAACAUUCAAAAGGAAGAUAUAAAGUGUCAUCAAGUGAAGAAGACUUUGAAAGACGAUUCUCAAGUCCUGCAAAUAGCCCCAGACGUAGACCAAGAAAAAGACCAACCACUUCAAAUUUGAGAAAGUUAGAUUUGCCUGUUAAAAGUAGUGCUGGGAAGACAAAGAAAACCUUUGGAAGGCUUCAUGAAAUACUAAAGGAGCUUAACAGUGAAGGCAAAGCAAGUAGCUUAGUGGAGUUAAAUCAGACUUCAAGACCUGCUUCAGAGUAUAGAAGGAGUAAUAGUCAACAAUCCUUGCUGUAUUCAGGAGACACAAAUGAUAAACAAACUGAAGCAGUUGCAAGUAUGAGUGCUGCCGUCGGUAGCAGUACUUCUGUUGUUACGGCUGUGUGUUGUAGAGGGAAGCCUGAAAGCAGUUCAUGUUCUGGUAAUGCCACUAGCAUGGCUGAAGCGUCUUCCAAAUUGAAAAUGGAAAGUAAAAAGUCUCAGCAGUCAUUAAGAUUGCAGAAAUUCACCACUGUGACUAGAAACCAAGAGAAAGUAAUUUUAUCAAGUAGCAACGAAGUUAGCUCAAAAUCUCAUGGCAGCUCAGAUAAUGAAACACUCUCUGAUAUAAAAGAUACAGAGGGCGAUAGCUGUCCAUCUUCCAAUUUGGUAUCAGAUGAAGAACCGGUGAAUUUGAAGGCGAGAAAGAAUAGUGAAAAUGCUAAAAACCAUGAAAAUAUAACCAAACUAAACUUGAGAAGCAGCAGUAGUAAAUCAGAUCAGCACCAUGUGCAGAAGAGAAAUGAUGAUAGUAGUUCUUCAGGUUCUCUUCAGAGGUCAUUUUUAGAAAGUCAAGUGUCUAUUCAGUCUUCCAAUAAUUCUCUUCAGGCACUCUCUGUCAGACUGAGAGAGAAAAUCCAGGCACUUUUAGAUAGUGGAACAGUGAAGAAAGUACAGGAUUAUAACAAACUACAAGAUUACGUUGCUUUCAUUGGCAUGCCUUCGACAAGUGAGGAAGAAUGUCAGUUGAAGCAUGGUGUAGCAAGUGUCAUCAUGAGGAUGUUUGGUGAAAUAGAAGAUGACACUGAUGCCUCAAACUUGACUUCUGAAACUUCAGAUCCUGUGACUCCCAGUUCUCCAAGUGACUACAAAGCUGAAAAUAUGAUUGUUAAUACGCUCUUUAGUCAUCAUCAGGAUGGUAUUUCACAUGGAGUAGGAGCUAGCAAUAAUGAUAGGAUUGUUUCCACAACAUCCAAGGGUGUUGUCACAUCCAGUGAAGGUAGUCGAUCAGUAACGCCAAGUGAUACUGUCAAGCUAGUGCCUUAUCAUCCACCUUCAGCAACCCGAACAUAUUUCAUGGCUGUUUCUUGUAAUUUAGAAGAAGGAGUGGUGGAAGGUGAACGUGUCACAACUCCUGAAGGUUUUGUAUUGUCACCACGGGGUUUGAACGAUCAACAGGAUGAUGAUCUCCGAGGUCAAGCAGAAGGCCAGAGGGAAUUAGUCGUUGAUGACUCAGAGCCGUCAAGCCCCACAGCAUAUCAGCAUGAAUCUAGAAUGAAGUAUGUAGAAGAAGUGAAUGAAGUUGAGCGUUACAAUACAUCUGAAGGAGAGACCUCAAUAUCUGUUGUCCUAACCGCAAGACAGGAUGACCUCCGAGGUCAAGCAGAAGGUCAGAGGGGUAUCAUCUUGGAUGAUUCUGAGCAGUCCAGUCCAACUACUUAUCGAAGUGAUGCAAGAAUGGAGGAUGACAGGCAGCCAUCUGAAGAGAAUGACAGAGUCAUUCCAGUAAAGGAUUCAGAAGAUGAUGAGUCUGUAUCUGUCUCUGGUGCUACAGCUUUACCUCAAGAAUGGAGUAAUGGCAUGAAAUCGCACAUGAGGUCAAACAUUUUACCAGGGUCUGUCACUUCAGAUGAAAGCUCUCCUCGACAUGUCCGGCCUUCUACUUGGGACAGGCAAUCAAAAUGGGAUGAAGAUGAAAAGGAAGCUAGGAAUGAAGAAGCCAUAGGGUGGAAAUAUGCAACAACAAGAUCUGAGAGCCUUUAUAAAGACAAGCUAGGUACAUUACAUGUAGCUAAACAGCCUCCAGGCUAUGCUGAUGAUCGUGAUAGCCAUCAGAGUGAAUCUUUGUCUGACCAUGAGCCCCACCAACUUUGUGCAAAUGACACAGAGUCUCAAGAGGACAGAAGGCCUUAUGGUCAUCCUUGGACAAGUUCUGGAUCAGAGAGUGCAUAUGAAACAAUUCGUGAAAGACAUCGACACGUAGAUGAGGCGCUGGCAUCCAGUUUUGAAUUUUACUCCACAUCACCACGUGACGCUCGAUUGCUGGGCUACAUUUCAAGUGAAGCUGAAAAAGACCAGGAGAAGAAAGUUGAUUGUGUGAUGGAGGACCAGCUAGAUGAAGAACAAAUUUCUGAAUUGUCUCCUCUGAAGUCAGAGCUUCUUUCUGUUGAGGAAUACUCUGCUCAGAAGUCAGGCAAAUCUAAGAAUCAUUCUUUAGACAAAAAUGAUGGAUGUGGAUCCAGAGAUGCAGCUAGGUUCAUUUCUUCUUUUUCAAGCCAUACAGAUGAGGAUCUCAGCAGCAGUCAAUUAUCAUUCAUUAAGCUCCAGAAACAUCGUUAUGUACGGAGAAUACAGCAUUAUAUAGACUCCUUGGAAAAACUUGAAAGGGUCUUGGUGUCACAGUUUGGGGACAGUAUCGGAUCUGAGAAGAGCUUCCAAAGAUAUGUUACUGAAGGACGUUCUCAUACAGAAUCUGAUUCAAACAAGACUCAAACAAGGGAUAUUCUUGGUCAGUCAGGAACAGCCUCCAGUAGCAUAGCAUCCAGUGAUCUCAGUGAUGAUGGGUUUCGUAGAAAAGUCCUCCUCCCUCGCUGGCGCAGAAAAGGAGUCCUAUCAAGAAGUAAUGCUCAUGCUGAAAGUCAUGAUAUUCCAUCCAUAUUAACAAGGAGAUCUGAAGAGGGAGCUGUUGGCCCCUUGCAACAGUCUUCUCUUGUUUCAUCUCCCAGGAUCAAUAUGAGUAACAGAAGUUCAGAUAUUGUCAGCUCAAGAACUUCAACGCUUAAGCAAAUUGAAAAGGAAGUGAGAAUGUUGGCUCUAGCUGAAGAGAAAUCGCGGCAUGCUGUUCGAAAGAAUGGAAAACCAAAAUCCUCAGGGAAUAGAAAAACGGGUCGAUAUGAUAUGCAGCGAAUGCAGCGGGAAGAGCCUCGUGGGGAAGAGGAUCCAGUAAGGUCACUCGUUUCUAGCAGAAGAGGAACCUUGGAUAGUAAUCUCUCAAGCAAAUUCUGUGCUCCUGACCAUGCACUGAGUUCAAAAGGACCUACAAAGAAGAAAGAAAGAGUUCACAAAGUUGCAGAUGCAAACCAGGUAUCUGAAGAAGAAAUUUCCAGCCAAAGUAUUUCAGACAGUCAAAUAUCCAGGCGAGGGGAUGGAAGGGAAACUGGAGAUGCAAAGCAACAACCUACAAGUCAGGCUGCUGUUACAGCUUACAGUGCUAGAACCAGUUACAAACAGAGCAGUGUAGUUAAUUCAUCUUCUAAUAGAGAUAAUCCUCCGCCAAAAUCUAAUUCAGUUCAGACGUUACGAUUAGAUUUUGGACAGAUGUUUCCAAGUACUGAUUGCCUUAGUUCAAACUCAUUUCUUGAUGCACACAGUGUAGGAAUACAGACUGGAACAUCAUUACUGUGCCUUGAUGACAGAGAAAACGUAUGUCAUGGUAAAUUAUCUUGUGUUACCUCAUCUCGUAGUCAGAAGAAUAAGAAACAGAGAGAUUCUUGUACCAGUGUUGUCUUGGAGAAAGAGAUUGCAAUGAUUCAGGAACCACAACCAACAGGUAGUGGUGAUUUACAUGAUCAAAGCAGUUCUGAAUCAGCAGUGAUGGGCAUCAUAGACAGAAACAUUCCUACUGGCAGUAGUUUUGAUGGUCAAGACAAAUGUACAUUACAGCCAUAUGGGGAGGGAAAGGUGAAGGAAAAGAGGUCAGAAUAUAGUGACAAGACAGAAAUAAUGAUUGCCAAGAAUUUAGAAGCUGAAGAUAAUCAGGAGGUCAGUAAGAAAAUGACACAUUCAUAUCAACCAUCAAAUGGACAAUAUAAUGCAGAGACAAGCAAUAGUAGAUCAGCAAAAGGUUUGAAACUAGCAACUACUUCUAGAAGUACUGAGCAAAAUUUAAUUGAGCUAAAUGUGCUGCACUCAUUACCUCAUUCAGGAAGAACUACAAUUAUUUCAAAACAGAAGGCUUCUGCUGGACAAGGAAAAAUUCAAGAGACCCUGUCUAGUUACAGCUCAGAGGAAUCUAGGGUAUCAGUUUGUGAGGCACAAAAUGAAGUCUCUGACAUUGAUUAUAAUUUAAAUGAACAUGGUCAGCCCAAAAUAGGACCCUCAGAAUCAAAUUUCAAAAACCAAGAAAAAGUUGUAACUGAAAAUAAUAAUUCCAGUUCCCCUGCUAAGGUGUACCAUGAAAAUAAUAGAUCGUUGUCAUUAGCAGUAAAAAAUAGACGUACAAAUGAAGAGUCCUCUUGUCUUCAAGAACUCUCUGACAAUGUGCACAUUCCAGAAAGAGAUAUGGACCAUGAUACCAGAAGUUACAAAGGGAGUCACUAUCAGCUCCCAGGUGCUGUACAACAGCAAAAUGAAUUGCAAAAAACUAUGUUACAUAGAAGUUCUCAAAAUAAUGGAUAUAUACAUGGCAAACAAAUGGAUCAGUCAUCUGGUGUCAUUCAAAGUUAUGGCAGUGAAGGGGAUGUUGUUCAAAAGUCAAAAAAUUGUUUGGUGGUAAUAAAUAGCAAUCAGUUAAUACCAUCUAAGAACAUGGUUGAAAGUAUCAGUGAAUUAGGUGUUGCUCAUGUCAGUAAUUAUGCUGGUAGAGGUUUAGAACAUAGCACCAAGCAAACUUUAGAUAGUGGUCAAAUCAGUGUUCAUGCAUCAAGUAAGAAAACACCUGUUACUUUUGAAGUAAAUGUUAAUGACAAGGAAAAUGUUUACAAAGAUGUACUCAAGAGCAAAGUUAGUUCACACCAAGAAACAAGAUUGUGCAUCAACACUACGGAGAAUAUAACUCUACAGGAAGCCUUGCUGAAAGCUAGGCCAGACUAUGUACGUGAAGCAGGGGAACGUCGAGCUCUGAUACGUUUGAAGCAGGAGAUGCGUCAGGUUGCCCAAAGUCGAAACCAUGAUAUUAUAUCACAAAUUCCAACUAAUCUUCAAACACCGUCAACAUUGCAAAGAUUUCUCUAUAAACCAGAUAUUGCUCCGUUGUUUUCAUAUAGAGAUAUACGGGAGCAGAACCGUCGUUUAUAUCAACUUCUCCCUGAGGCAAAUAUUAAACAGAUUAGGUCACAUUGCACUGCUAAGGAUCGCACAAACAGACUGAUAGCAAAAAUGUAUAGUCAGAAAUUAAGGAACAAGGUACUGAAGGGUCAAGUAUCUCAUGCACACAAGGAUAUUGUUUCAACCACACCGGUACAGAGGAAGUGAUAUAUUCUUGAAUUGAAAUUUUACAAGAGUACAUGGCUGAAUCUUGAUUGUUUUUGUUAUCACAGUAUCUCAAAAACCUUAAAAAUGAAAAACUAUUCAGUAAAUGACCUUAAUAUUAAGUUAUUCUUUUAGGUAUACAAACCAUAGCAUUUUAUGUAGUAGUUUUCCUUAUUAAGUUAUAAUGGGUUGUUGAAACUUGGUUUCUGAUGGUCGGCGGAUGAGUGAUGGGAACAACCUACCCACCCACCAUCUGCAAUCAUCAAACACCCUUUUCUUCAGCUGCAAUUGAGCUAAAGACAUUUUCUGUGCUCUGACUGAUUGUUGGGUUAAAACUACUUUUAUCAUUGUUCAUUCAAUGUAUGGUCUUUGUGGUUUUGUUUUGUUUUGUUCGAGCAGAUUUCAACAGGAAAAUUGAACAACUAAAAGGUGAAGGUAAGUGGAUGUUUGGCCUCUUUAAUGUCCUUGAAAUUAGCGUAGCCAGCUUUUUGUUCUGCCUGGGUGUAGGCGUUUGCUGGCUAGUCUCCUUGGUAGUGGAGAGGUCUGGCAGCAGUGGAUAAAGGCCAAAAGAUGUUCAAUGCUAUCUUUGAAGGGGAUUACUCCUGCUUUCAAUAUUGCUGAAUCUCUAGGUUUCUUCCUCUUGGACUAACCUCUCUCUCUUCUGUUCAUUCUUCU